AUGGCCGAGAACUGGGACCACCUGGAGGAGCAUCUGGAGAACAUCCGGCAGCUCGGCAUCAUCGCCAGCGACUUCCAGCCCAGCAGCCAGGCCGGGCUCAACCAGAAACUGAAUUUGAUCGUGGCCGGCUUACAGGAUAUUGGUAAGUGCAGACAGCAGCUUCCAGACAUGACUGUACCUUUAGAAGUUUUCGAAUAUAUAAAUCAAGGUCAAAACCCACAACUCUACACCAAAGAGUGCCUGGAAAGAGCUCUGGCGAAAAAUGAACAAGUUAAAGGGAAGAUUGAUACCAUGAAGAAAUUUAAAAGCCUGUUGACUCAAGAACUUUCUAAAGUCUUUUCAGAAGACAUGGCUAAGUACCGAAGUAUCUGAGGGGAGGACCAUCCCUCAUCAUAACUUCCUCUUCGAACAUCCAGUCCUGUGUGAAUCACCAU
Messenger RNA from Myotis daubentonii (Daubenton's bat), 434 nucleotides. RefSeq names its product mediator of RNA polymerase II transcription subunit 10-like. The transcript has a single exon. The record is from RefSeq and is a predicted model, not a curated record. Lineage: Eukaryota; Metazoa; Chordata; Mammalia; Chiroptera; Vespertilionidae. Bases 1 to 372 code for a protein of 123 amino acids.